Molecule: messenger RNA, 1585 nt
Organism: Motacilla alba alba
Lineage: Eukaryota; Metazoa; Chordata; Aves; Passeriformes; Motacillidae
Product: proline-rich proteoglycan 2-like
Exons: 4
Coding region: 1-879 (292 amino acids)
Source: RefSeq, a predicted model, not a curated record
AUGAGGAUGAAGCUGCUUAGCAUACACAAACAUGUAAAUCAAGAGCUCAAAUUUAGUGUUAAUAGCUUCUCGGCUUCUGAUACAAAACUUCCUUACUACAUAGUCGCCAUUAAAUUUUUUCACACAUCGCACCGGUUAGACCGGAGGUGGCAGCAGCUCCAGCUCCCGGCCCCGAGCGCGGGCAGCAGCCGCGCCCUCCGGGCCUCGCGCCCUCAGGGCCUCCCGCCCCACCGCCAGAGCAGCCCCGAGGGCCCUGGCCAGCUGCGCGUGGAUGCGACGCCACUCGCAGCCUGGCCGGGGAGACACUCACAGGUGCUGGAGCCGUCAGAGGCGACCAACGUUCCGCUGCAGAGGUGGUCUCGGCACCCCGGCGGGAGGCGAGCGAGCUGGGCUGCGGGCGCUGCGCCCCCGCCGCAGAGCCGCCAGUGCGGCGCGCCCGCCCGCCCUUUCCCGCGUCGCUGGCCAAUGCGGGCCGCGCCAGGAGCCGGCUUGAACCAUCUGUUGCGAGGCGCCUCCCCCAGCCCCUCGCCGGGGGCUCCCGCCCAAGCGCAGCCAAGGAGGGGAAAGCCUGUAGGGAGCCCGCGACUCCUGCAAGAAGCUCUUCGCCCUGUGCAUCUCGGGGGCUGGGGCCGAGCUCCGCCUCCUUGUCCCCCCCAGGAAUCGCCCUGUCCCUGGGAUGCCUCUUCUCCCUCAGCGUUCGGCUCCCCUCACAGCGCGCUCGGCGCUCGCCCGGACAGCCACUUCAGGAGUGCCAGGUGGGGCAGCGAGAGGAUCGGGGAUGCCAGGGAGCAAGAGCUGCAUGUGGGACUGAUCCUCCUCAGCAGAGGAUUCUUUGAUCUUUCAGUGAAGAUUCUGGAAUGCCAUGGUGGCUGCUUGUAGUUCCACUAGGAUUUUGAUGUUCAUGGAAAUGCUGCAGGAGAUGGGGCAUCCAGAGAGACACUUUGGGAGACAUUUUAUCUGCUAUCAAAACCCAGCUUUUAUGGUCAGUAGACUGGCACACAGCUUGGUUUGGACAGACUCACAGACCAGCCCUGGCAGGAGCUGAGAGGUAAGUUAGAGCCAUGCAAAUCUCUGAUCUUCAUUCUAUGAAGAUUUGAGAAUCAAGUGUGGCACCAGUUUCCUGUUAUGUAUUAUGAUAUUUUCAAACAAAAGGACUCCAAGUAAGCGUUACAACUACAAUAAGACUGUGCCCAGGCUCCUUGUAAAGACCUGUCCCUUGCUCUGCGAGCACAAUGUUUGGUGUGUGGUAAGAGGUUCCUGAUGUCCCCAGCGUAUUUGGGUUCUUCUUGCACAUGUACGGUCUUGAUCUGUUCUUGGCUGUAAUUUCACUAUGCCUGCUUUGUUUGGAAUGAUGACAGAGUCCAUGGGCUCAAAAAAGUUGUGCAAUCGAUCUAAUUUUUGCUGCAUGUUCUCACCACAGCAGGAAGGAGUAAAGGGAAGGAGGGUUCUCUUCCAUCUGAGGAGGAGGAUUGUACAAAGGAAAAAAUGAAGACAGAAAAACCCUGUCUUAGGGAAUUCUUGGGUAUGUUUUUUCGGUAAAAAAAACACAGUCUUAGGGACUUCUUGAGUAUGUUGUUUUGUAAAA